AAGAAACAAGAGCUUUCAAGCAAAAAAAAAAAAAAAGCAGUGUUUUAGCAAUGCUCCAUGAAAGCAGCUUUUACUGGCAAGUUAAAUUUGACUGGCCUGGAAGAUUCGACCAGUCUAGACUAGAGGGCAGCUUUAGAAGAGGUAGAAGGAGAUGUGGCAGAGCUGGAACUGAAACUUGACAAGUGCAUAAAAGGUUCAAGAAGUGGGAAAACAUCAAUCAGAAGAUACUGAGGACCUUCCUAUCAGACUCUGCAGUACCAUGAGAGCUAAGGUGCUGACUGAAGCAGUGAGUGGUAGGGAUGGAAAGCCAUCAGAGAUUAGUCUCUGGUGAAGCUUUGUAUUGCAAUGAUUGAUACUGGAAAAGCAUUUUGUACAGCCAACAAGCAGUUCAUGAAUGGAAUUCGAGACCUUGCACAAUAUUCCUGUAAAGAUACAUUGGUUGAGACCAGUUUGACGAAGUUCUCUGACACCUUACAGGAAAUGAUCAAUUAUCAUAAUAUUCUGUUUGACCAAAUCCAAAGAUCAAUUAAAACACAGCUUCAGACUUUCGUUAAAGAAGAUAUUAGGAAAUUUAAAGAUGCAAAGAAACAGUUUGAAAAAGUGAGUGAAGAGAAAGAAAAUGCUCUGGUGAAAAAUGCCCAAGUUCAAAGAAAUAAGCAACACGAGGUAGAGGAAGCAACCAAUAUUUUGACUGCAACACGGAAGUGUUUUCGACACAUAGCUCUGGAUUAUGUUCUUCAGAUCAAUGUUCUUCAAUCUAAAAGGAGAGCGGAAAUCUUAAAAUCGAUGUUAUCGUUUAUGUAUGCACAUCUGGCUUUUUUCCAUCAAGGCUAUGAUCUGUUUAGUGAACUUGAGCCCUACAUGAAAGAUCUUGGUGCACAGCUGGAUCAGUUGGCUGUAGAUGCUGCGAAGGAGAAGAGAGAUAUGGAGCUAAAGCACUCCACUAUUCAACAAAAGGCUGCUUUACAGGAUUACUCCAGCGAUGAUACUAAACUAGAAUACAAUGUAGAUGCAGCCAAUGGCAUCGUUAUGGAAGGCUAUUUAUUCAAGCGAGCCAGCAAUGCCUUCAAGACUUGGAACAGGAAAAAGCCAGAUCACAUCAGGCGCUGGUUCUCAAUACAAAAUAACCAACUUGUGUACCAGAAGAAAUUUAAGGAUAAUCCCACAGUAGUUGUUGAAGACUUGCGGCUCUGCACAGUUAAACACUGUGAAGACAUAGAAAGACGUUUCUGUUUUGAGGUGGUUUCUCCAACAAAGAGCUGCAUGCUUCAGGCUGACUCGGAAAAGCUGCGGCAGGCGUGGAUUAAGGCUGUUCAGACCAGUAUUGCCACAGCAUAUAGAGAGAAAGGGGAUGAAUCUGAGAAACAGGAAAAGAAAUCAUCCCCUUCUACUGGGAGCCUAGAAUCUGGGAAUGAGACAAAAGAGAAGUUGUUGAAAGGAGAGAGUGCUCUGCAGAGAGUUCAGUGUAUUCCUGGCAAUGCUGCCUGCUGUGACUGUGGUUUGGCAGAUCCUCGCUGGGCCAGUAUCAACCUGGGAAUCACAUUGUGCAUUGAGUGCUCUGGGAUACACAGGAGCUUGGGAGUCCACUUCUCAAAAGUAAGAUCUUUAACAUUGGAUUCAUGGGAACCUGAACUCCUAAAGCUUAUGUGUGAAUUGGGAAAUGAUGUUAUAAAUAGAAUAUAUGAAGCGAAGUUGGAAAAAGUGGGAGUAAAGAAGCCACAAUCUGGAAGUCAAAGGCAGGAGAAGGAGGCAUACAUCAGAGCAAAAUAUGUGGAAAGAAAGUUUGUAGAGAAGCAAGCUGCAUCAGUACCUCUGCCUGAGUCUGGAACAAAAGUUUUGCCUCCAAGUCAGGAAGAGAAAAGGCACAGUGGCCCUGAAAAGUCCCUUUUGGCAGGGGAGCAAGGUGCAGCAUCUCAAAAAGCGGUUGCUGUAAGUAGCGACGAGGCGAGGCGGGAGUCUCUGUUCUGUCCUGAUGAACUUGAUUCACUCUUCUCCUACUUUGAUACCUCUUCAAAACUCCGUAGUAUCCGAAGCAGUGACAGUGGGAUCCAGCCGAGUGCUGAUGACAGCAGAGAACACCUUGCCUCUACUAUAUCAGCCAACAGUUUGUAUGAACCAGAAGGAGACAAGCAAGAGUCUCCAGUGUUCUGUGACUCCAAGCAGCCUAGUCCAGGAUUGCAGCUAUAUCAAGCUGCCUUUGAGAAAAAUCUUCCUCACAUGGCAGAAGCAUUGGCCCAUGGAGCUGAAGUAAACUGGGUCAAUGUGGAAGAAAACAAAGCAACACCACUCAUUCAGGCAGUGCGAGGGGGUUCAUUGGUUACUUGUGAAUUUUUGCUGCAGAAUGGGGCCAAUGUGAACAUCCGAGACAUGAAAGGAAGAGGGCCCCUGCACCAUGCCACAGUUCUAGGACAUACUGGACAAGUGUGUUUAUUCCUAAAACGAGGAGCAAACCAGCAUGCCACUGAUGAAGAUGGGAAAGAUCCAUUGAGUAUAGCAGUGGAAGCUGCAAAUGCAGAUAUUGUAACACUGUUGCGUUUAGCCAGGAUGAAUGAAGAAAUGCGUGAAUCAGAAGGACUCUAUGGGCAGCCAGGAGAUGAAAUUUAUCAGGACAUUUUUCGUGACUUUUCUCAAAUGGCAUCAAAUAAUCCAGAGAAGUUAAACCGCUUCCAGCAGUCAGAUUCCCAGAAGUCUUAAGUAUCAAGAAGGAAAAGAACCUGAAGCUUAUAGUGCAAGUCUUUUUUCAUUGUAACAGAAUGAAUUGUAUGCAUUUUGUUAGAUAGUUUGGAUAAAAUGACCACUCCAAUGUAGCUUUAGAUUGUGGUAGCUGGGGAAAUGUAUGAGUUGGUUUAUGUUGUACAGUACAUAUACCUCAGCAGCUGAAGAUGUUUAAAACCCCUGAGUACCUGCUAGCUCAGUGUAAAGCAGCCUGUUACAUGUCCAGCGUUUGCAGCUCGCACUCGGAGGUGGCAGAGCACGGCUGGAGCGCUGCGGGCUCCGACUGCAGGAUGGUCACAGCAGCUUUGCUACCCAGUAUCAUCCACUGUCAUCUGUCCCCCUGUUGCCAUAGAGAAUGUGCCUCUGACAAGAAGGUCUGGGUUGCAUUUUCUGGGACUGUUUGGAAGGGAAAUUGGGUAAUGACUUACUGAGUUGUCCUUCCAUUUGUAGGGCUGCAGCUCAAGAGAUUCUCUUGUUCCUAUGCUGACUCUGGUUAGAGGUAGGCUGUUCAUAGCAGAUGUGAUAACUCCUGCCCUUUUGCAAGCUCUUUCACAGUGGAAGCUCUAGCACCAGGCUGGCCUUUAUGCUGGUGACUGCAGGUCAGUCACAAAGGGAUAUAUCCUGGGGACCAAACUCCUAAGAGCAGUCCAUUUUCCUUUUAUUUUUUGUUUUUCUUCUCCUCUUAAAUUAAACUUUCAGUGCAGCAAGUAUCCUUCUAAAUGAGUAUGUGGAACCUUUCAUGAAAAAUAAACUUAAUCCUUUUGGACAUGAUGUGGGGUUUGUUUGUAGUAUUUUGACAUGAAAACUUGAAACUUGAGACAUGAAAGUAAAUAUUGAGCCAACGAAGUUUGUGUAGAAUAUUUGUAAAAAGGCUGUUUCUACUUUUUGCUGUUCUCACUACUAGCCGUAAGCUCAGUAUAAGUCUCAUGUCUUGCAGCCACCCUAAAUUUAGGCCAAUCAAUCCUUUAUAUGAGGAAGCAGUAGCCCUUGUAUAAUCUGCAGUGAUGACAAUUUGCUUUAUUCAGUGGUGAGCCCCACUCCGCCCAUGUGCAUGUAUAAAAGGCUUCUCUAGAUAUAUGCUUUUAUAUCAGGUUAUUUAUACCUAGAUAAUCCCCCUAAACCCCAAACCAGCAGAUGCAAUUCUUUAUCCUCUAUUUGUCUGCCCUGUGGAGACAACUUAAGCAGAGUUUUUAGCUGGCAUAGUAUCAAUGUGAGUUGUCAGUGAUCCUAAUAGCUGUGGCAUUAUGUUAACCUGCUGUUUAAGUGUAUUUAGGAAACGAAUUGGCUUUUCUCCAAGGAAAGAUAAGCAAAACUGGGAUAAACCAAAUUGAAAUCUGUAAACUAUGGUAAAUUUUCUGGCAUGUUAAAUUUUAAGAAGGUAUUUCAAACAUUUGUAAUUUUGCAUCAAAUGUAUAAUAAUGUAUCAAAUCUGCAUAUUGUUAUUUCUACAGAAUUAGUAGUGUUGUAGAAUUGUCCAAUGGAUUUUGUUUCCAAGCAGAAGAAUCUUACAAGACAGUUCUUGCUUUGUAUGUGGUCUAAUUAUGGUAGGAAAAGCAGAUUCUGCCCAUUUAAAGUGUGCAUUUAGUCUGAAUAAUAAGAAACUUAAGGAUAUCACCGGUAAGCAGUAAUUUUUAGUAAGCUAGUUUUUAAAUAGCUAUGAAAUUAUAAUAUACUUCCUAAUCAGCAGUAUUUACCAGCAAAUGGGUGUUUUAGUAGAUCUUAGAGAAAGUAAGAUUCCUGGUGUACAGAUGGGACAAUGUAAGAUAUGACUGCAUAAUAUACAGCGUAGACAUAGGCUUUUCUAAAUGUUUGUCUUUCCCAGCCUGGCUGGCAGGCAGUGUAUAGUGUGAUUGGCUGGAAUGUAAAGCUGCCUAAAGCUUAGUGGCAUAAUUGCUGUCUCAGUCCAGGCUGCUGGAAAAAAGGUCUGAGACAUUUACUUCAAAUCUCCACUGGUGACUUCUUCCCUAGCCACAAAAUCUCUCUGACAAAUUUUGCGGGAUGACUUCUCUAGACUAAGAAGUUGCUUCCCUGUAGCUCUACAGAUCCGUGUGUUGCAUUCCUGAGUUUCAUCUCUCUGGGAAACAGUAUCAGUCUGUCUAUGCUAAGGGAUGAAUCACAGACCUGAUUGACAGGUUGUGAGACUUGUCAGGAGCGCUGGAGUUUUAAUGGCUCAGGGAGUAGGUGUGUCACUUGUGAUUCUGCAGCCUUGUUCCCUUGUCCUUUCAGGUAUGGUAGGAUGUCCAGUAUAAACUGCACUCAGUUAGAGCCUUUUUCAGGUCAGGUGCAAUGGUGACAUGUUGCUCAUCAGCAGAAAUUAAAAUACCAUUGAGUUACAUGGAAUGUGUUGAUGGCUCAGUCUCACCAGGCUCGUGCAGGCUCCAUGUUCCAUCCAGAGCCUCUGUGACUCACAGGAUUCAGCCCCCAGUAGUGUGAUUAUCACCAUGGCUCUGAAGAUCUGGAUUCCAUAUUGAGUUUUGACUCAUGUUAAUCUUCUGCUCAGUAAUAUUAAGAAAUUCCAUUCCUAUUACAAAAGUGAAUCUAAGCAGAAUAGUAGGCAGUAAGGUUCCAUUGUGGGUUAACAUCUUGUACUUUGUACCAGGCAAUGGAAAGGUUCAAUUCCAGUUCAUGUUUCUCUGUAGGUAUGAAAUAUAGUAGGUUUUAAUUUGUGAGGGACAAAGCAGAAUAUUCCUAACACAUUUAAAAACCAUCUUUCACCUGGAUUUUUAGUAAUUUUCUACAUUAGCCUGUUGAACCAUAGUAUAAUAUCUUUCCUAUUUAGAGAUCAUGUGUUCCAAGCCUCUUGAAACAACAAAUGUUGAGGAAGUCAACAUGCAUUCUAAUGCAUCUUGAUUUCAGAGGUGUAACUUACGUCCAUUGCAUGUUGAUUAAAAUAGUGUCUGUGGUGGCUCAUUAGUGGUAUCAAUUGUUUUGACUGGUCAUAAGGUUUCAUGUUUUCUAUUAAUGUCAGUACAGUCCAUAUAAACUUAAAUUUAUGAAUUAUCAUACUGAGUUACGCCACUACUUGUGUUAGCUGGAAUUUGUUCACGUGAAUUUGGGUGAAAGCAGUAGAUGGUAGAGGUAUUUUUUUGCUUUCACAAACAGCCCACAUUGCAAUCUGAUGGAUGCAUGUUCCAGGUGCUCAUUAGUACAUUGUGGACUUCAGGCUCUCUGCCCACUAGAACCUAAUUCAGGAAGUCACUGAUACCAGUAGCAGUCUUUCCACUGAUUUUGGAGAUUUUGGAUUGUACCAUUCAUGGCUUUUAAUGUUAGAGUGCUAAAGGAUCCUGUAUCAAUACUGCAUUUUUCACUCUGUGGGGUUUUAUAUUUUACCUGUUUUUAUACUGAGCUGAAAUAGUUUUAGAAAAUGCAACCAGACCUUCCAACUGCUGUCAGCAAAUCCCCUAUACAAGAGGAAGUUUCUCUUGUUUUGCAUUAUGACAUCAGUACACGUGUGUUGUUCAAAUGACUAGCUCUCCUGGACAGAGAAAAAACUUUGUAGCACUAAACUAAAAAGGUGAGAACUAGAACAAGCAGAGGGUUGAUGCCAUGUUUCCAGGACUUCGGUGCUUCUCUGCAGCCAUCUGUUUUAAAUUGUGGAUGUUACUUCUGUUGCUUCAUCUUGAGAAUCUCAAAUAACGCAGUGACUAUGAAACGACCCUUUGAUGAAACUGCAAAUAUGUAAGUACAAAGGACGUGAUAUUUUCACAGUGUCAAAAGGACUGAGCUGAUUAUUCUGAUUCUUUAUUACACAAAGUAUUAUGAGAAUUGGUUUUUCAGGCUACAAUCUCUGCCCAUUUGUUAUAGACACUUUUUCCCAAGUUAAGAGUUUAUGGCUUGUGCAGCCUGACAGCCAACAUGCCUUGCUGCUGUGCUUACACAAAGGCACAGUUUUAAAACAGGGACAACUCUGGAAAGGCACUACUGGGGAAAAGGAUGAGUGUACCACUUUGGUAUAUCCCCUUUCAUAUGCUUGCUUUAUCUUUCUGUGUACAGUAUUUUCUUGUUUCUCUUCCCAUGGAAGGAGAUGAUAGAGGAGGAAAAUUCCACUCACUUUUCUGUUAGGAUCCUGAGUUUUCCAUGUUUUGACAGAAAUCGCCAAGAAAUCAUUGUUUCCUCAAGCAGAGACAUUACACUCUCCGAAAUAAUGAACUUUUGUUUUUCUCUCUGCGCGUUCCUCUGUACUCGGUGUUUUUUAAGCAUUCCAGCAGUAAAAUGUAAAGAACCCUUCCCCCUCUAAGCUGUAACUGUACGGAUUGUAUACCCCGCCCUCCUUCGCGUUAUGUACGGCUGUAGACUUUGUAUCUAAAACUUGACUGUA
Molecule: messenger RNA, 7033 nt
Organism: Corvus hawaiiensis (hawaiian crow)
Lineage: Eukaryota; Metazoa; Chordata; Aves; Passeriformes; Corvidae
Gene: ACAP2
Product: ArfGAP with coiled-coil, ankyrin repeat and PH domains 2
Exons: 27
Coding region: 346-2694 (782 amino acids)
Cellular component (GO): cytoplasm; endosome membrane
Molecular function (GO): GTPase activator activity; protein binding
Source: RefSeq, a predicted model, not a curated record